Molecule: messenger RNA, 982 nt
Organism: Neurospora hispaniola
Lineage: Eukaryota; Fungi; Ascomycota; Sordariomycetes; Sordariales; Sordariaceae
Exons: 3
Coding region: 236-856 (206 amino acids)
Source: RefSeq, a predicted model, not a curated record
GUUGGCGGUUCGUGCCUGAUUUCGUGUUACCCUAGAUGUGCAUAUCGUGCAGGUGGACGAAGUGCAACGUAUCCGGGAGGGUUGCAGGACGUUGCUUGUUGACUUUGAUGAACAGGGGAACCAUGCUGGGAGUUAUAAGGACUCGGCGAUCUGCUGUCGAUGCUUCCGUGAUCUUCAUCUUCCACUCACGCCUCUCUAUCCGACACCCAGGAAUACCGAGGAGAUCUUUGACAAGAUGAAGUCCUUCAUUGUUGCUUCCCUGUUGGCGGCCGCCUCGUCGGUUCUUGCGGCUCCAGCUCCUAUGCCCACCCCUCCCGGUAUUCCCACUGCCGCCAACGCCAAGACCCAGCUCGCCAGCUUGACCGUUAAGCCCUACGUUGACGACGGCAAGUACAAGCGUGAUCUGUUCCCCACCUGGAUUACCAUCUCUGGUACUUGCAACACCCGCGAGUACGUCCUCAAGCGUGACGGCACCAACGUCGUUACCAACUCCGCUUGCUCGGCUACCAGCGGUACCUGGGCCUCUCCCUACGACGGUGGUGUCUGGACCGCCGCCUCUGACGUCGAUAUCGACCACAUGGUCCCUCUCAAGAACGCCUGGGUAUCCGGUGCCAACGCCUGGACCACCAGCAAGCGCCAGCAGUUUGCCAACGACAUCAACUCGCCCCAGCUGUGGGCUGUCACCGACAACGUCAACCAGGCCAAGUCUGACAAGAGCCCCGACGCUUGGAAGCCCCCUCUUACCAGCUUCUACUGCACUUAUGCUAAGGCCUGGGUGCAGGUCAAGUAUACCUGGGCUUUGACCAUCACCAGCGCCGAAAAGUCUGCUCUAAAUAGCAUGUUGAAUACUUGCUAGGAUAAGGGGAACGGGGGAGGCAACGGGAGUGAUCAGGGGAAAGGGAAGCAGAAGAGUGGUGCUGGGAUGAUGGCGGUUCCGUGGUGGAUGGGGACAUGGAUUGCACUGGCAUGGUUAUUGUCAGCC